ACAAAGCAGAACUCAAAAACACACAGUAGUGUUAGUUCCAUUGCCCCUUCAGGGGCAUACGACUCCAAUGCUUCAGCUGGGGAGUAUUCUUUACUCUAAGGGGUUCUCCAUCGUAGUUCCACACUCUGAACUCAGACCUCCCAAUCCUCUGAACCAUCCUGAAUUCAUCUUUCACCUCUUGUCGGACGGUUUAUCUGGUUAUCAGGCCUCUAUCGACAAUUUAAAGCAUCUCGUAUUAGCUAUGAACAGCAACUGCAGAGCACCUAUGCAGGACUACAUGGUUCAACUCAUGGAAGAUCAGAAGCUGCAGGGCUACCCGGUUUCUUGUAUAAUAUAUGAUUCCUACUUGUGCUUUGUUGAUUCGGUUGCUACUCAUCUAAAGAUUCCAAGCAUUGUUUUAAGGCCUAAUAUGGCUGCUUCCAUGCUAUCUCGUCGCUACAUCUGUCAACUUCAAGCAGAAAAUCGUAUUCCCUUUCCAGAGUCCAGGCUGCUGGACCCUGUACCAGAGCUCCAUCCUUUGAGGUUUAAGGAUUUACCGUAUCCAAUUACUAAUGAAAUACCCGAAUGGAUUAUGAAUUUCUUCGCUUCUUCAGUCAAUAUACGCUCUUCUGUGGCCAUCAUUUUGAAUACAACAGAUUGUCUUGAGCAUUUAACCUUAUCACGGCUUCAGCAACGUUACAAAGUCCCAUGCUUCCCAAUUGCGCCUCUCCAUAAGUUGGGAGCUGCAGCAACAUCUACAAGCUUCCUGGAAGAGGACCAAAGUUGCAUUGCUUGGCUCGAAAAGCGACCUCCAAAUUCAGUGCUCUAUGUGAGCUUGGGCAGCCUAGCACGCGUAAAUGAACAAGAGCUAACAGAAACAGCUUGGGGACUGGCAAACAGUGGAAUUCCAUUUAUAUGGGUUCUUAGAUCAGAUUCUAAGGAUGGAUCUCAGUUGGAAGAUCACUUUCCUGAGGGCGUCAAAGCAUUACUAAGAUAAAGAGGCCUAAUAGUCAAAUGGGCACCUCAGAAAAAAGUUUUGGCACAUAGCGCUGUGGGGGGAUUUUGGAGCCACUGUGGCUGGAAUUCAACAAUAGAAAGCAUCUGCGAAGGCGUUCCAAUGAUUUGCAGACCACAUUUUGCAGACCAAUCAUCAAAUGCAAGAUACUUGACUUAUGAAUGGAAGGUAGGCCUGGAAAUUGAGAAUGUGCUGGAUAGAG
This is a messenger RNA of Coffea eugenioides, 1196 nucleotides long. Its product is annotated as UDP-glucose iridoid glucosyltransferase-like. The record is from RefSeq and is a predicted model, not a curated record. NCBI's taxonomy places the organism in Eukaryota, Viridiplantae, Streptophyta, Magnoliopsida, Gentianales, Rubiaceae. The transcript is spliced from 3 exons. The coding region runs from base 68 to 976 and encodes 302 amino acids.